This is a messenger RNA of Thalassophryne amazonica, 5580 nucleotides long. RefSeq names its product ras/Rap GTPase-activating protein SynGAP-like. The coding region runs from base 1057 to 4905 and encodes 1282 amino acids. Gene Ontology annotation, biological process: regulation of GTPase activity. The transcript is spliced from 20 exons. NCBI's taxonomy places the organism in Eukaryota, Metazoa, Chordata, Actinopteri, Batrachoidiformes, Batrachoididae. The record is from RefSeq and is a predicted model, not a curated record.
UCGAACCUACCUGCCUUUCGAGGCGCUGCUUUCCAGACUCUUAUCUGCUUUUACGCGCUAUCUCCGCCCUCCGGGGAGACUUCUCCGGUUACCGAGCGUCUUAUUUAUUUAUUAUUUUUUACGCACUUCCGUUAAGUCAAAACUAGGCGUGACGGACUGACUGCGGGAGCGCAAAGGACACCAUCCGUGGGAUUUCACGCCUGCUUCUGUGUGUGUGGAUUAAACGGAACCGUCGUUCUGCCGCACAGGGCGAACUGCGGACGCUUUGCAAGGUUUUAGGGAACAACUGUGCACGGAUCUGGUGCACAUUUUGUGGAUGCGCUGAGCUGGAGAAACCACUGCGCUGUUCAUUCGGACGUUCCGGUGCGCGCAGCAGGUACCAUCUUUAAAAAAAAAAAAAAAAAAAAAUCUCCUUUCGGCGUGAUGAUUGCGCAGAGGUCCUCAGGUGGGAGCGCAAAGGAGCAGAUCUGAGCGCACAGCCUGAGAUCCAGCUGCACUUGGCAUUAAUUAAGCUGCCCCGAAGUGACGCAGAGGGCCGUUUGAAGUCACAUGUGCCCCGAACAAACGAUUAAAAUGACAAAAGCCGCUCCGAGGAGGGAGCGAGGAAACUGCAUUGGCAUCACGUCUCAGCUCCUGGGGUGCGAGAGAGCAGGAGGACGGGGAGCAGAGGAGGAGGAGAGGGAGGAGAAGCAGUGGGGAGCUGCUGACAGCCAGGCUGUGGCUUCAGUGAUGGACUGAUCGGUGACAGACAGCUGCACGUUGACGGUGGACGCUUUGGAUUGUGGGUCACUGACAAGAGGAGCUGCAGAAACACACACAUACACACAAAAACUGUCCUCAUGAUUAUAACACAGCUGUUUUACAACGAGGACAACACCGUCAUUUUAUUUGGAACCUAAAGCUCAGGUCUGUGCAAACUGAUCACCCCCCCCCCCCCCCAAAAAAAAACAAAAAAAAACAAAGCAAGUGGACGUGGAGCCUCAGUUGGUGUCCUGGAAGCCACUAAUGUAACUAAAUCAAGAUUUCAUCUCCAGGAAGCCCAGAGUAUUUGGCUGCAUGGACACAUCUGCAAAGACGUGGCUGCCGCAUCAGUUUCAGUUUGGGUUGGUUGGACAAACGGAGGUUUGCUGCGGCGGACCCGAAGAUUUAAUCUCAAACCACUCUCGCAGGGCAAGUUUUGCCUCUGUAAGACAGUCAAGCAUGGAAACGCCUCCCAACACCACGCCACAACCCUUCAGACAGCCCAGUUUCCUUAAUCGAAGGUUGAAGGGUUCCAUCAAGAGGGCCAAAAGUCAACCGAAAUUAGAUCGAACUAGCAGCUUUAAACAAAUGAUUUUACCCCGGUUUCGUAGUGCCGACCAAGAGAGAACACGCUUGAUGCAAAGCUUCAAAGAAUCCCACUCCCAUGAGUCCCUGCUUUCUCCGAGCAGUGCUGCAGAAGCUUUGGACCUAGUUUUGGAUGAAGAUGCCAUCAUCAAACCUGUCCAUUCCAGCAUUUUAGGACAAGAAUACUGCUUUGAGGUGACCACCAAUUCAGGGACCAAAUGUUUCGCCUGCCGUUCAGCUUCUGAGAGAGACAAGUGGAUUGAAAAUCUGCAGCGAGCUGUUAAACCAAACAAGGAUAACAGCAGAAGGGUAGAAAAUGUGCUCAAGUUGUGGAUCAUUGAAGCUCGAGACCUUCCGGCAAAGAAGCGUUACUAUUGCGAGCUUUGUCUGGAUGACAUGCUGUAUGCACGCACCACCAGCAAGCCCCGAACGGACACUGUCUUCUGGGGCGAGCACUUUGAGUUUAACAAUCUGCCUACCAUUCGUAGCCUUCGCCUGCACCUCUACAAGGAAACUGACAAAAAGAGACGCAAGGAGAAAAGCACAUACCUCGGCCUGGUUAGCAUUCCCAUCUCCAGUAUCACAGGACGACAGUUUGUCGAGCAGUGGUACCCGGUGAUACAGUCCAGCGUUUUGGCAAAAAGCGGAGGUGUCGGAAGCACAAAAGUUAUCAACGCCUCACUUCGGGUCAAAUCUCGCUACCAGACAAUGAACAUCCUCCCAAUGGAGCUGUACAAAGAGUUCGCAGAGUACAUUACCAACAACUACCGAACGCUGUGUGCGGUUCUGGAGCCGCUGUUAAGUGUCAAAAGCAAAGAGGAAGUGGCUUUUGCCUUGGUCCACAUUCUUCAAAGCACAGGAAAAACGAAGGAAUUUCUGUCGGACAUGGCAAUGUGUGAAGUGGAUCGAUUCAUGGACCGUGAGCAUUUGAUUUUUCGAGAGAACACCCUGGCUACAAAAGCUGUGGAAGAGUACCUCAAACUGAUAGGUCACAGAUACCUCAAGGAUGCUAUAGGUGACUUCAUUCGCGCCUUAUACGAGUCUGAGGAGAACUGCGAGGUAGACCCCAUGCGUGUUCCACCAUCAGUCCUCGCUGACCAUCAAGCAAACCUUCGCAUGUGCUGUGAGCUGUUGCUCUGCAAGAUUAUUAACUCUCUUUGCAUAUUCCCCCGAGAGCUGAAGGAAGUUUUUGCCUCGUGGAGAGCCAGAUGUGCUGAGCGGGGAAGAGAAGAUCUCGCCGACAGUCUCAUCAGCUCCUCCCUCUUUCUUCGCUUCAUGUGUCCCGCCAUCAUGUCGCCGUCCCUGUUCAGCCUAAUGCAGGAGUAUCCAGCCGAGCGCACCUCACGCACACUCACGCUCAUAGCCAAGGUGAUGCAGAACCUGGCCAGCUUCAGCAAGUUUGGCCCAAAGGAGGAGUUCAUGUAUUUUAUGAAUGAGUUCUUGGAGAUGGAGUGGGGCUCCAUGCAGCAGUUUCUCUAUGAGAUUUCAAACAUGGACACUGGAGGAAAUGCUGGAGGGUUUGAGGGCUACAUCGACUUGGGCAGAGAACUGUCCAUGCUGCACAGUUUAUUAUGGGAAGUGAUGGGUCAGCUCAGUAAGGAUGCAAUUCUCAAACUUGGACCCCUGCCACGGCUGCUGAAUGACAUCAGCGUGGCUUUAAGGAACCCUCAGCUCCACAUGCCUGCAAACCACCAGCCUGACCGACCAAAGGACAGUCUUUUCUCCCGGCCCUCUUUCAAUCGUCUCAUGUCUUCUGACUUCCAAAGCCUUAUGAUGCGUGACUUAAACAGUUCAAUAGAUAUUUCUCGCCUGCCGUCCCCGACGACUGGAGUAUCUGCUGUGGAAUCCCUCUCAUCUAAUCUGAACAUGAGGCGUCACGCCGAACGGGACCUUCGUUCAUCAAGAGAAGUAUUCUAUGUGACUCGCCCACCUCUGGCUCGGUCCAGCCCGGCUUACUGCACAAGCAGCUCAGACAUCACUGAGCCCGAUCCAAAGGUCCACAGUGUGAAUAAAAGUGUGUCCAUGAUGGACCUUCAGGACUCCCGUAUGAACAGUAUUUCCAACCUAAACUCUGUUGGAGAAAUGCUCGCCUCCUCUCAAGCAUCCAUCGCUGGUCUGGGCCACAGCUUUGGAAACCUUGGCGGUCCUCUGCGUAUGGGAGGGCACAUUCCUGCUGGCUCGGCGGGCUCCGGUUUGAGGCUGAGCCAGAUGGGACACAUAGGAGGGCCCACCGAAUCCAUCUCUCAACAGCAGCAGCAGGCAGCGGCGGCCAUGCACGUGCCCUUGUCUUUCCAGAACCCACUAUUCCAUCUGGCCACUCAGAACUCCCCGGCUCAGUCUCAGCCUCCUCCUAUGUUGCUAUCACCGGAGCAGGAGAACGGCCACCCUGACUACCCGGCUGCAUUUGGCAACAGCGCUUUCUCCCGCAGUGAGGACCUGUCGGCCCUGCGGUCACAGAGCAGUCUGGUGCAGCCCAGCAUUGUCCAUUCACACAGUUACAGUGAUGACUUCACCCGACAGAAUCACAGCAACGACUACGCCUGGCACCAGCUGUCACUGCAGGUGCAGGAGUCUCUGCAGCAGCAGCACAUGAUGGGUGUCAAUUCUCAGACGGCCACCGGGACGGGCACUCCCGCCUCUUUGGCCACGCCCCCUACCACUGUUCACGCUGUCCGCCAGUCAUCCAUUGCACCACCACAACACCUCAAGUCUCAGCGGUCCAUUAACGCCACGGCCACACCCCCAAAGGUCCGCCCCCAGAGCCGAAACAUCCUCCUGGAGUCCUCUGACACAAACUUCAGUGGCAGUCAGCCAAAACAGCGACAAGCUCAGCAACAACCACCAUCACAACAACAACAACAACAACAACAGCAUCAUCAACAGCAGAUGCAGCAGCAGGAGACACAGCCAUCUGCUACAGACAGUCCAGCUCCUGGGCUCCCGUACCAGACGAGCUCCACCAGAGAGAACCAGGCCCCGCCAGCAUCUGGAGAGGAGUCCACUGACACACCAACAAAAAGCACCAAGAAGCCUCAGUCGUCACAGCUGCAGCCUCCACAGCAGCAUCUGCUCAAGCCGGUCGUCAAUAAACAGGGUUCUCAGUCAACGUUAAACACUACUGCCCUCAAUGAACGGACGGUAGCUUGGGUUUCCAACAUGCCGCAUCUCUCUGCUGACAUCGAGAGCCUGCGGCCGGACCGUGAGGGCCAGCUGAAAGAGUACUCUAAGAGCAUGGAUGAAUCACGGCUGGAGAGGGUGAGAGAGUACGAAGAAGAAAUCCAUUCCUUGAAGGAGCGGCUGAAGAUGUCACACCGUAAGCUUGAGGAAUACGAGCAGAGGCUUCUCUCGCAGGAGCAGCAGACAAACAAGAUUUUGCUGCAGUAUCAGAGCCGGCUGGAAGACAGCGAGCGCCGCCUGAAGCAGCAGCAAAUGGAGAAGGACUCUCAAAUCAAAGGCAUCAUCAACAGACUCAUGGCUGUGGAAGAUGAGCUGAGAGGGGGUGCCAUUCCUGAUAUUAAGCCUCGAAUCCUCACAGACCAGUCGAUCAGCCAGGGCUACGGCGGCCUCCCAGGAUCCUGACUACAACGUGCCACGUGACCAGAGUUCCUGAUGGUCAUUUCAGUGUAAGAAGACUGACUCUGAUCCCUCAACAAAAGCCCAUGAAGAGAAGCUCCGCUUGGACUACUGCAAGCUUCUCGUCAACAUUCUUAAAAAAACACUUUUGCACAGAUUCAAUCUUUACCUGAAUUGGAACUUGACAAUCAGUUGAGCAUGAGGAGCAACGUACGCGGCGCCUCCUCUGCACACGUUGACUAAAACUCCACAAGCCAGUGCCACAACAAUGGCAAUACUACACCUAACGAGUUUAAGAAGAGAGAAAGCAGCCAGCAUGAAGAUGGAUUCGUGAUUUUCCUCUGUGACAAAUGGCACAAUUGCAUUUCGCUAGUAGCGGUUUCAGGCAACAGAAAAAAGUGUUUACAAGUACAAAAUCCAGCACAGUGAAGCCUGUGACGAGCAACGAGUGUGUUGUCAAAUCAUUUGAUUCUCAUGAUUUUAGCAUCUUUUCACAGCACAGCCAUCGACAACUGAAUAAUUGCCAAACAAAUCCUGUCAAAGUAACAACUGCUUAGAACGACAUUGGAAGCAUCGCAGGUUAUAGGAUCUCCACCUUUGACAGUGUAAAGCCAAAACUGAAGUGUAUAGAACUAUUAUAAAUACCAAAUCUUAAGUGUGAUUAAAAAUGGGAAUGAUCUC